GCUCAAGAGAGUACGCUUCAAAAAUGCGGCUUCGGAGAAACAUACACUAGCACUGCCGUCGGCGGGUGGAUCUAUUUGGGUUCGAUAGCGUGAUCAUACCGUGAUCAUACAUAAAACACGGAGAUACCACUCUCUACUCUGCUCACUUCAUCGAGCACCAUAUAUUUCCCAGUGUACGAACAUUAACGACUAAUCAUAAUGCCCUCUGAAGACCACCACUCUCAUGAUCCCUAUGAUAUCCCUAUCACCUCCCAGGUCCACCGCGACUACGGCACCACUGAAGCCUCCCUCACCGAGCGGCCCCCGCUCCAAUCCCGUCUGACCAUAACCCACACCCAGCUCGCAAAGCACUCUCAGAACGCCAGUAAUAUAGUGGCCUUCUACACGGGACUCAGAAUAAUCGGGCAGAUUGUCGGGGCCUUGAUCUACAUGGCCAUCGCCCUCCUUUUCCUGGCUGUCUCGCUCGGAUUCUCGAGUAUCUUCAGUGGUAUUUGGAACGUCACCGGCCACUGGAUUUUGCUUUACCUGAGCCCCACUCCGAGCCCCUACUCCGAAGCCACCCUGCUUUCGACUUUCUGGUUUGGAUUUUGGGGCUCCGCCACUACAACCAUACCUUUCUGGCUAGUUUACAUCCCGCUCCGUGCCUGCUGCGACUUCGCUUGUAGAGGGAGCUUGACUUUGCCGUUCCUCAAUCUUGUUGUGGUCGCUGCCAAGAUCGCGUUGGAAUGCAUAGUUGGAGUGCCUCUCGUUGGGCACUAUGGUGUAGUGACGCUCAAACUUGGAGAUGCCAUCCGCGUUGCGUAUCUUGGAGUAGCAGCCCUGUUUCUGGGAGUAGUGGGUAUUAUGCUAAUGCUCCUUCUCGCAACAAUUCCCUUUAUCACUUUUUAGCCUUUGAGUAUCGGUGACCAGGUAGUGAUGAUCGAGCUGCAGAUCCUUGGAUGUGUAGUGCAUCAUGCGUCAAUGUACACGGUAUUUGUAUGCUCCACGGUUCUUGUAUAAUCCCCCCCGCCAACUGUAUAGUGUACGAUAAAACUCUGGCUUCGCAAUGUAUAAUCCAUAACACUGUCCCUGCCAAAGUCUCAGCAGCGAGCAAAUAUAAAGUUGUUCCAACGAUAACUUGAUGCCUCUAAUCAACAUGGUACAG
Molecule: messenger RNA, 1144 nt
Organism: Guyanagaster necrorhizus
Lineage: Eukaryota; Fungi; Basidiomycota; Agaricomycetes; Agaricales; Physalacriaceae
Exons: 2
Coding region: 199-888 (229 amino acids)
Source: RefSeq, a predicted model, not a curated record